AUGGCGACGCUCGAGCGCCUCGGCGUGCAAGGCAUCAGGUGCUUCGCGCCUGAUCACCUCGAGGUUAUUGCCUUCGAGAAGCCUCUCACAGUCAUCGUCGGUCACAACGGAGCUGGCAAAACGACGGUCGUGGAGUGCCUCAAGUACGCGACGACAGGCGAGCUGCCGCCGUGCGUCGACCGCGGGCGCGGGUGGCUCCACGACCCUCGCCUGCUCGACGCUGCGGAGGUCAAAGGCCAAGUCCGCCUGCGCAUCCACACCAAGGGCGGAAAAGAGUUGACAGUCGUCCGCUCCAUGCAAGUCUCUCAGACGAUCGACCGCAAGGGGCAGUGCAAAGCCACAUUCAAGCAACUUGAGCCGUAUCUUCAGCUGAAAGACUCGGCUACCGGCAAGAAGGCGUCGAUUGGCAACAAAUGCGCAGACAUCGACGUCCAGCUGCCCGGGCUUCUCGGAAUUCACCGCGCAGUGCUCGAACACGUCGUUUUUUGCCACCAGGAGGACAGUUGCUGGCCGCUCUCGGAGAUGCCUGUACUGAAGAAGAAAUUCGACCAGCUCUUUGGCGCCACGCGAUACGUCAAGGCGCUUGAACACAUACGCGCCACGAGGAAGCAGCACGCCGCUGAGGCGAAGGACCGCCAGCACGAUGUCCAGCUCGUCGGGGGGCACCGGCGCCAGGCGCGCCUUCUGCGACGGCAGUUGGAAGAAGCGAAGUCUCUCGAGCGAGAGGAGGAGGAGCAACUAAGGUCGACCGGGGCUUCGCUGGAGCGCCACGCAGCGCUUCUGCGCGCGCGGGAGGAAGCGCAGGCGCGCGAGGCAGCAGUCCGACGCCAGCUGGAGGUUUCCAUCAGGCUGGUUGCGCGUCUUGAGGAGGAGUUGGAAGAGCAGAAGGCCGCGCAGGAGAGCGAGCGGAGGGAGGAGAGGGAGCGCGAGCGCGAGCACCGACGCCUGGCUCGCGCGAGAGCCGCAGAGAGGAGACAGCGAGAGGAUGGCGAAGGUCCGUCGUCGUGUGACCACGCAGAGGCGGAAGACGAGGCCGAGCGAGCGUGGCGGAAAGAGGAGGAGGAAGAAGAAAAAUUCCGACUCGCUGUUGAACAGGAGGGCUACCAAGAGCUGGUUGACCUCGCGAAGGAUAUCGAGCAACAGUUUGCGGCGAAGCGCGACCGUCUGGCGGCGCUGGAGGGCGAUUUGCUCAGGCGCGAGAAUGAGAGCGCGGCGCUGACCGAGCGGCUGCAUGCGGAGCAGCACAAGGCGGCGGAGGGGAUUCGCGCGGAGGAACGCAAGGCGACGGCGCUGACAGAGAGGACGAAAAUCGUUCGCUCGCUUCUCAGGGGGUGCCGAGGCAAACUGGUGGGAGCUGAAGACGAUGCGUCUGAAGAGGGCGGGCCCCGAGACCAAGAGGGCGUUGCGUUGCGGUCGGAUGCCGCGAUUCACGAGGAAGUGGAGCGACACCUCGAGCGCCUACAUCGCGAGAAAGCCGCGGCGGCUCGCGAAGGCGAGCGGCGUGCGCAGGAGAUGAAGGAGGAGAGCGAUCGCCUCCAAGAGAAGUGCGCGGCGCUCCAGGCUCUCGUGGGGGCAGGCGACGAGCUGCUGACGCACCUGCGGAAGGAGACGCGGGCACUGACUGAGGCGAAGCAGCGAAAGAGACCCCGCGAAGACGUGGCGCGCGAGCUGCAGCGCAUCACCGCAGAGGAGGACGCGGAGCGCGGACGAGACCGCGAAGAAGGCGAGACGACGUCGGCGGCGGCCCGCAUCGCAGACCUCGAGGCGACGCUGAAGCGUGUCGACGAGCAACUGCAGGCGCUGCGCUGCCGACGGGGUGUCUUGGACCGGAGGCGGCGGCUUGCGGAGGAGCAGAGCGAGCGGCAGAUGAGUCUGCAGCUGGCGAAGCAGCGUCUCAAGGAAAUGGAGAAAGACGUUGCAGAGAGACAGGGGACCUUCAUCUCCGAUGUCGCGGCGUGGCGGACGAUCGCGGCCUCCAAAGCAGACGCAGGAGACGCACACAGCACCGAGAUGAGCUUUGAUGAGGCAGUUGCCUUUGUCUCCUCACAGGCCGAGCAGCGGAAAGGCGAGAAGGCGCGCGAGCACCAGAAGGCGGCCGCAGCGUCGUUGAACAGCUGCAGAGGCCAGGGGGAGCUCGGCGCGUCCUCCCUGCGGUCGCUGCUUCUCGCGUUCCGGCAAAACCUUCUCCGCGCCGCCUCAUUCUCUUCGGCUUCGCCUUCGUCGCUGUUCGCUUCCUCUCCGGGCGAGUCGAGCGACGCGGCAGGGCGCCUUCGCUCGACUGCGUGGCCCCCGCACCUCCUGCAGCUGCUGAAGGAUUCGGCGCUGAGGUCCCGCGACCUCGCGCGAGACCAGUGGAGGCAGGGCGCGCCCGCAAGCGCGUCGAGUGGCGGCGCUGCGCCUGCAUCCUCUCCGCCGCAGGGGGCGCAGCCGGGAGAGGCCGACGGGCCGCUGGACUCGGACGACUUGGUCUCCGCCGACGCGAGCCUCUUGCUGGCCGUCUACGAGGAGGGACGGCACGCGCGGGCCGCAGCCGACGUUGCCCGAGACAUCGAGCGCCUCAAGCGGGAGGCAGACGACCUCGCCUCGCUGUACGCCGGCGCGCAGGACGCCUGCGCCGCGGCGGACAGCUCGCGCGCCUUCGCGGCCCAGGGGUGGCUCCACGCGCUGGCGCAAGAGAGCGAACGCGGCAACGCGUGUGCUCUCUGCAAACGGGAGUUCCGCACGCCAGAGGAACUGCGGGCGACCCAAGAAGAAGUCGAACGCAGAGUCGAGGCUCUGCCUCAGCAGGUGCGUGACGCGGAGGCGCGUCAGAAGGAGAUUCGCAACCAGCUAGACAACCUGCAGGAGGAGCGUCUGCUCUUCGCUGCCCUCGCGAAACAGAACGAGGAGAUCUGUCAAAAACGCGCCUUGCUGAAGAUGCUGAGACAGAAUCUAGGCCACCUCGAAGACCAAGUCCGCAUAGCCGAGCAGCUCGCCGAGGAGGCUACGCGCAGCGACGAAAACCUGAAAAGGCUGCUCGAGACCGCCAACGCGCUGCACCAGCUGCAGACGGCUGGACUGCGAAAAGCGAGGCACGACGUCGACGCCGCGGAAGCGCAGCUGCGGGCGGCAGUCGCUGCGGUGGUGAAGGCCUCAUCGGCUGCGCCGGUCUCGGAGGGAUGCGGAGUCGACAGCAGUGGAGACGCGAGCCACUCUUUUCUUGACAUGGAGGAGAUCAACAAGGCCUUCGAGGCUUUGGAGGAUGAACAAAGCAAGGUCUACGCACUUCGCGACGAGACGCAAGCCACUUUAACGGCGGCAGUCGAGGCGCGCUUUGCCCGGCAUCAGCGGCUCGACAACCUGAAACGAAGGCGUGAAGACCUCCAGCGGGAAGUGCAGGAAGUGCGGCAGCUCGAAGGGCAAAUUGAAAAGAAUGCCACGGCCAUCUACGCCAAAGAGGGCGAGCUACCCGGCCAGAAGGCGGAACUCGCGCGUAUGCAACAGCGUGCGGCAGAGGCGAGUGCGAGCCUCCGGACGGAGGAGAAACGUGUCGAGGAUGCGCUUCGGAAAUUCGACGAACAAAUCAAGUCCAUCCAAAAAGAGCGGGAGCUUCUCUCAGAGACGUCGCGAGCGAUCGCUGAGGCGGACGUCGCGCUGACGCGUGCGCGAGAGAGUUCCGCAGUGACCGCGGAGCUCACGCAGCUCCGGGCGAAACGCGAAGAGUUGAAUGCGCAGCUAGGCCGGAUGAAGAAGGCGCGCGAAGAGCAGCGGACGGCCUGUGGACGGGGUCAGCGCUUCCUCGCGCUCGUGAAGAAUAGAGUCGCGCUCUUCCACAAGGAAGAAGACAUCGAGAGGGAGCGAAAGAGGAUAGCUGAACUCGGGGCUCAGCUGCGGGCGGAUCGAUGCAGAAGGCGCAGGGAGACCCCCGGGGGAGGCGUCGGGGAAGGGGACUCCGCCGCUGAUGGGCCAGGGGCGGAAGACGCAGCGGGAGCCGAACCUGAAGACGAAUCGGAAAACGAGCUGGAGAGAGAAAUUGAGGCGCUGAGACGCAAGACAGAACAGGAAAAAGACACGAGAGCUCGACUCGAGGGAAGCUUGAUGACCCGCAGAGAGCGCGUUAAAGAAAUCGAAACUGAACUCGCAGGCUCCGCAGUGUACAAGGACGUCGAAGAGAAAUACAGAAGUGCUCUCGUAGACGCCGAGACGGAGGCGAUGGUGACAAAGGACUUGGACCGCUACCACCGGGCACUUGACAAGGCGUUGAUGAAAUACCAUUCCAUGAAGAUGCAAGAAAUAAACGCCACUAUGAAGGAGCUGUGGCAGACCAUGUACACCGGGCACGACAUCGACUACAUAGCAAUUCGCUCCGACACCGAAGAGACUGCCUCGCCGGCGGCGCUAUCGAUCUUUGGGUCCUCUGCCGCCACGGCGCCCGCGGCUGGACAGAGGUCUUACAAUUACCGUCUCGUCAUGGUUAAAGGCAGUGUGGAGCUGGAGAUGCGAGGUCGGUGUUCAGCGGGGCAGAAAAUUCUGGCGUCGCUCAUCGUUCGCCUGGCUCUCGCCGAGACGUUUUGCGUCCACUGCGGGGUACUCGCUCUCGACGAGCCAACCACGAACCUGGACAGAUACAACUGCGAGAGCUUGGCCAAGGCUCUUGCUGCCUUAGUUGAGGCGCGACGGACGAGCACGAGCUUCCAGUUGAUUCUCAUCACACACGACGAGCAAUUUGUUAUGCGCCUUGCGCGCCAUGGCCUCUGCGAUAAAUUCUACAAAAUUUCUAAAGCUUUGAGCGGCGAAUCGCGGAUUACUUGCUGUGACAUCCAUGGCUUUUGA
This is a messenger RNA of Besnoitia besnoiti, 4812 nucleotides long. Its product is annotated as RecF/RecN/SMC N terminal domain-containing protein. NCBI's taxonomy places the organism in Eukaryota, Apicomplexa, Conoidasida, Eucoccidiorida, Sarcocystidae. Gene Ontology annotation, molecular function: single-stranded telomeric DNA binding; G-quadruplex DNA binding; double-stranded telomeric DNA binding. Bases 1 to 4812 code for a protein of 1603 amino acids. The transcript has 20 exons. Gene Ontology annotation, cellular component: Mre11 complex; condensed nuclear chromosome. Gene Ontology annotation, biological process: telomere maintenance via telomerase; chromosome organization involved in meiotic cell cycle; double-strand break repair. The record is from RefSeq and is a predicted model, not a curated record.